CUCAAACAGAAUAUAACGCCAUGACUAGUCACAAGAAAUGUGGAACACCGCUGUUCAAGUCCGGUUCCGGAGGACAUAAAACUCAGCCCCUUCUUCUGUCACUCUAGGCUUUGUUGUUCAAUAACCCGUGCUUCUUUUGAUACAUAUCUUCUCCCUUUUACAUUUGUAUUAUUCUUCGUCACUUCCUUGCUUCUUCAAAAAUGGCUACAUCUGCAAGGGACAUCAAGCCCCAUCAAGAUGCCUCUCAGAGCUUAAACUUCUCUACCUCUCCCACUGCUUCUUUCCAGUCUGCGCCCUCCAGUCAUGGAGGAUCAGUCUUGGGAAGCCGCACAAUUCCACUAGCCAACGCAAAACACUUGAAGCCCUUCGCCACAGAGGAUAUCAAGGUCCUGCUCCUGGAAAAUGUUAAUCAAACCGGCAGGGACAUUCUUACCAAACAGGGUUACCAAGUGGAAUUUCUCAAAUCAUCACUUCCGGAAGAUCAGCUUAUUGAAAAAAUCCGAGAUGUGCAUGUGAUUGGAAUCCGCUCUAAGACAAAGCUGAGUGCUCGCGUCUUGAAGGAAGCCCGGAAUCUCAUUGUCAUUGGUUGUUUCUGCAUUGGGACAAACCAGGUUGACCUCCAAUAUGCAGCCGAACAUGGUAUAGCGGUCUUCAACUCGCCGUUUAGCAAUUCCCGGAGUGUUGCCGAACUGGUUAUAGCUGAAAUCAUCGCCCUUGCCCGUCAAUUGGGUGAUCGUUCGAAUGAGAUGCACAACGGGACAUGGAACAAAGUGAGCAACAAGUGCUGGGAAAUUCGCGGAAAGACCCUCGGUAUAAUUGGUUAUGGCCAUAUCGGCGCCCAACUGUCGGUUCUAGCAGAGGCUAUGGGCAUGUCAGUCAUUUUCUACGAUGUAGUAAACUUGAUGGCAUUGGGUACUGCUCGCCAAGUGUCGACUCUUGAAGGCCUUUUGUCCGAGGCAGACUUCAUCACAUGCCAUGUUCCCGAGCUCCCAGAAACACGGAAUAUGAUAGGACAACGCGAGUUCGAACAAAUGAAGGCUGGUAGUUAUCUUAUCAACGCCAGCCGAGGGAGUGUCGUAGACAUCCCUGCUUUAAUCCAUGCAAUGCGGUCUGGCAAGGUUGCAGGUGCUGCCCUUGACGUCUACCCCAAUGAGCCUGCUGGUAAUGGUGAUUAUUUUAAUCAAGGUCUCAAUGAUUGGGCGACAGAUCUCAGGAGUCUUAAGAACUUGAUACUGACUCCGCAUAUUGGAGGUAGCACCGAGGAGGCGCAGCGGGCAAUUGGCAUAGAGGUUGCGGAGGCCUUAGUGAGAUAUGUCAAUGAAGGUACCACAUUGGGGGCUGUUAACAUCCCGGAGGUUGCUCUGCGGUCCCUGACAAUGGAUGAACCCAGCCAUGCCCGGGUCAUCUUUAUUCAUCAGAAUAUUCCGGGUGUUCUACGGAAAGUCAAUGAAAUCCUUGGUGAUCACAACGUCGACAAGCAAAUGACUGAUAGCAGAGGCGAUGUGGCCUACUUGAUGGCUGAUAUUAGUAACGUCGACAAUAUGACAAUCAAGGACUUAUAUGAAAGGCUUGAAAGCCUUGGAUCUCGAAUCAUGACCCGUAUCUUGUACUAAAAUCCGGUCGUUCUGUCACGCCAAAUUCUACCUCUCGUAGUAUGAAGGGUGCAGCAAUACCGUUUCCAGUGAACAAAAGCAACCGAAAGAAAAGAAGGAAUGAUAGAAUUGAUUGAAAUCCAAGUUCCAGCCGAGGUCCCUCAACGGCACUCGUCCGGUGCAACUGCAACGCUUGAUCUCAAUGCAAGUGUGAAUGAUUUUCAACCUCAGAGACCGGCUUGUAUCUAGUACACUGGCUAUUCCUCACAAAUUGGUCACCACCGCGGUGGGCUAGCCACUGGCCUUAAUCUUACUAGCCAACUUAUGACUUUGUCAGCCUAUCGGCAGCAUGCUAAGUUUCAAGCCCGCUGCUAAGUUCGCCUAAUAUUCACUAGCUUAAUUUUCACCAAUGUGCACAAUUAAGGUAGUGCCUUAACAUGUGUUUUAGGAUCCUUAGAAGUUCGAAGAUCAAUAAUGGACACAACCC
Messenger RNA from Aspergillus sclerotioniger CBS 115572, 2079 nucleotides. RefSeq names its product D-3-phosphoglycerate dehydrogenase. The record is from RefSeq and is a predicted model, not a curated record. The transcript has 7 exons. Bases 201 to 1613 code for a protein of 470 amino acids. Gene Ontology annotation, molecular function: oxidoreductase activity, acting on the CH-OH group of donors, NAD or NADP as acceptor; NAD binding. NCBI's taxonomy places the organism in Eukaryota, Fungi, Ascomycota, Eurotiomycetes, Eurotiales, Aspergillaceae.